Messenger RNA from Syngnathus acus (greater pipefish), 3639 nucleotides. RefSeq names its product gamma-secretase activating protein. Bases 45 to 2633 code for a protein of 862 amino acids. The transcript has 33 exons. Gene Ontology annotation, cellular component: trans-Golgi network. Gene Ontology annotation, biological process: positive regulation of amyloid-beta formation. Lineage: Eukaryota; Metazoa; Chordata; Actinopteri; Syngnathiformes; Syngnathidae. The record is from RefSeq and is a predicted model, not a curated record.
CUUGGAUCCGAUAUUCUUUUACACCAAGUUUGGGCUGUGUUCUUAUGUUAAAACUGCAGCCGAAGUUUGACCUGCGCAGAGAUGUGGAGGCUGAUAUUCGGAGGAAGGAGGCGACGGUGUGCAGGGUGAAAGACUACUCAGGAGCGGUGGAAAUUUUGAUCCUCAACACUGAGAGAGAUGGGUGCAUCCUUUACUCCUGGAAGGGAUCAACAGGGACCACCAGAGUCGGGAAAUAUGAUUCGAGCACGAAGCAGAAUAAGCUCCUUUACACUUUCGACAAGCAGGUUUAUGUCAGCAGCUGCUCCCUAAACAAGGAGGAGACAUUAUUAGCUGUUAGCUUGGCACAAAACACCCAUGGCGAGGAGCACCUGAAACCAAUGUCUAAGUGCUUGACGCUCCUGAUUGAGAUCCAUCCAAUCAACAACACCAAGGUCUUAAAGGCGGUCGACUGCAGGGUCAAAGUUCAGUUCCUCUAUCCCGAAAGCGAGCGUGGAUCAGUGCACGAGAGCCACUUGUUGCUUUUAACUGAGGACGGAUAUGUGGAUCAGUACCACGUCCUGCUUACCAGACACGAUGGUUACAAAGUGGUGCUGGCCAAUCCCGAGCGUUUAUCCAAGAUGGCCGAGCGGGUGGUGGAGGAUUUUUGCUGGGUCCAAUGGGACGUGCACACGCAGAGGCUGUACUAUCUCACCCAGGCGGACAAGUUCCUGCUGCGAUGUGUGCAGUUCUACGACAACCGCAAUUGCGAAACUGUGUUGGAGCUCCCAUUAGAGAUGCCGGCUAAUGCUUUCAGCGCCGUCAAGUUUGUGAACCUCGGUUUCGACCACCAUUACGCGGAGAAGCCCGAGCGAGUCAAGAUAGAAGUAUUCACAAACCGAUUAGAACGAAGCAUGUGCGUGUGCUACAGCCGACCCUCUCGCGACAAAGCCGAGCUCAUCUAUUCCGUGGUUCUGAUCCACAAAGACUGCAGCAAGACUUUCCGGGUCACUUUGGGUCAGCCCGCUCGGGACGCCCUGCAGCUCCAGCCGCUUUUCAUCCCGAUAGGUUACUACGUGGUGGUGUAUCUGCAUAAGCGCUUCCUGCACUGCAUCAACAGCAGGCAGCAGGAGAUGCUGUGCCACUCGCUCUUCCUGUCUGGAGAUGACGCCGACUUGGGCCUACCGUCAAAGUCCGGAAAGUUCACCGUACUGCACAAAGAGGAGUCGUCAAGCACGGCCAUGUUGGACCCGGUAGGCGGGACUAUCCACGAUGUCCAACUCAGCUCCGCCCGCCUUCUGCAAAUCCUCCACUCACCAUCUGGGAGAGCCAACAACAUGGCCGACGCUCAACGCCUGGCCGCCCUUCACUGCCUGCUUCUUCACAGCGGAGAUGACCCAAACGUGGAGCUGGAGAUUAUUGAGUGGCUGUGUGACAAUUUAAACGUUGUAGACUCUUUCAACCAGAUUCAGGAGUUCAUUCUAGCAUCUUUAUACAAAAUAAGCUACCAGAGGUCACUCAGCCAGGAUAAACUUCUGCCUUGCUCCUCGGUGUUUGACAUGAAGGAGGUACCGGCGUGUCUGGCGACGAUCCCCGGCGUGCUGUCCACUACUCGAUUGCAUAUCGAGUCAGUUUUUAAAGGCCAGGCCAAGAGUCUCCAGGGCUUCUGGUCCGAGCUGCAGUGGAACACAGAAAGGACAACAUAUUUUGAAGUGGAUCCCAACCCCAGAUACAAAACGUCUUAUAUUGAAGCAUACUGGAGCAAACUUAUGGCUGAGGAAGCAUCUAGUCACAUGACUCAUGUGUUGGAGAACACUAAGAAGGUCCUUGCCAUGGUGGACACUUGGGAUCUUGGCAGGAAGCUGGUGCCACUUUUCCAAGAGGAGGACCACCACCAGAGGUUGCUCAUAGGCCUGACGGUGGAGAAGCUGCGAGGGCAUCUGAACACGCACCUGCCUCGCCUUGGCAAGAAGAAGAUCGAUUCCCUGGUUAUCAACUAUGUAGCCAAACUGCUGGAGCUGAUCAGACACAUGCUGGAGUCAGUCUGGCAGAAGCACAAGCUGGGCCCUCAUGUUCUAUGCUUAACACAGCGGGGCGGUCCAGGCGAUUGGGCCGUCUUUCACUUCAUGCUUCGGAUCCUGGAAGCCACUCGGGGUCUCUGCAUGCCCCUCCCACCUGGCUAUCACACUCUGCUAGCGGCGUUGGCUUUGCGUUGCCUCCCUCGUCACACUUUCCUACAGUACGUCGACCACCGCUUCCUGCAGCUGACGGAAACCUUCGUGUCUCGACUCAUGACAGAUUUGGACAACAGCGCGGCCAAUGAGAAACUCAAGUUCAGUGUAUUAAAACGACUUCCCGAGGAAAACAGAUUCUACCAUAUGUGGGAUCAUCCUGUCACUUCGGUUUCCAUCUCCAGAGAUUACGUCAAGAAUCUGUUGGGGAGACACAACAAAAACAAGGGAUUUGCUUUCACGGGCAGAGACAACACGAGUUUCGGAGCAGAGUUCCUGCCUCUGGCGUACCUGGCCAAAGUGCUUUCUAAUAUCGAGGAGCAAGCUCUGAAUCCCUUCGAGGAGCAGGGAAACGUGGACGCCACGUUUGUGGAGGAGACGGCUCUGAAACAGACACUCAUUCUGCUGGGCUUUGAGGGAAAAUAAUUUUUUUUUAAAAAGGACAGAUGGGAGAAUAACGAGAGCGAUGAAGGAGAUGAAUGGGAAGAUGCUGAGAUGUUGGCAGGAUUAAAGAGGAAAGGGAGGAAAACUUUGAACAUUUGUUUACACUUGAAUUCAAGUCAGGAAGCCUUUUGUGUUAAAUCGAUACAUCAGCAAGAAAGCAAAAUCUUUGCACAUUCUAUUACAAGACAUCAUCGUGAGGAAUGACUUGAUUCAAAAAAAUGUGUCCAAUGUAUUUUUAAAAUCGAAAAAUAUGGUAGUUGGCCACCUGGGGGCAGUAUAAUUCCGUCAUUCUUGGCAGAGGAUAAAGAAUAUACGCAUGUUUAACCUUUGUUAGCAUUAAGCUAAUCAGACUUAAAGGGAUUUUUUUUUCUUUUGAUACGCAAAAUGUCCGUUUUGUGUUCAGUUUGACAUACCUCAAAUUUUUGCUCACAUGGGAAAAACUUGUAUGUCAAGGCUCCAUCCACGAGCAGUUGGUUCAGCGUUAGCCGUCAAUGUAGGACGUUUUCAAACGAGACGCGAUUAUUACUUCAGAGCAAAUCUAAAUGAGAAGAUAAUGCGAAGCGCGGCGGGACUCACUUGAGGGAACUUCACAGAUGGAAGAUUAAGCUAUUAUUUUUUGAAAAUUUUGUGACUAGUAUUAGGUCAAUGAUGAGGGAAAUCAGUCGGGGUCUGUUUUUUUCUUUAUUAUUAUUAUCACAGGACAGUAAAAACGUCCUCUGACAAAGUUGGAUGUGUUUUUAAAAAAAAAACAACAACAUUCAGUCAUAGGAUAUAAAAACAUCCUUUAUCCUUAUUUGGUUGGAAAACUUCGGAGUGACCUAUUUCACCAUCAUGAAUAUUCGAAACCAUGUUGGACGAUUUCCUGUAAUCGUUUGUCACACAUUGUUUCAAUAUUUGCAUACAAAGCGAUCAGACAUUUAUUUAUUUGCACAACAUGCUGCAGAAAUAUGUCGAGCACAGCGUCAAACAUUUGGAACUAAAAGGAGAU